UGUUCAGAAAUUACAGUUGUCGCUUCUGGGUGUGCCAAAGGGUAAAGGCAUUCGAGGAUAAAACUGAAUUUAUUGGACAACGUACAGCUCUGGCCAAGCCCACAUCUGCACUCACCCACAAGUCUUCCUUUUGCACGCUUUUGCUCUUUCGCUCAUGAUUGCUGGCCUCGCAUCAGCUCACCACCGAUCUCAACAUGACUAACCAGUACUGUCACAUCAUUGCCCCAGCCGUGCUCCUGUUACUGGGGUUGUCUGGAAUUUUAUUGGUUGUGAUUCCAAUUUACGACGUACGGGAAUCUCCGGAGAAUAUGUAUGGAGUUGUCCUGGAUGCAGGUUCCUCCCACACCACCAUGUUUAUCUACAAGUGGCCGGCUGAUAAGGUGAAUGGCACUGGCAUCGUCACCCAGCACAGCGAGUGUCAUGUGAAAGGUGGAGGAAUUUCAAGUUAUGCCGGACAGCGAGGGGGGGCCGCACGCAGUCUGGAGGCCUGUCUAGAACAGGCCUUGCAGGACAUCCCUAAGUCUAGGCACCGUCUCACCCCAAUGUAUCUCGGAGCCACAGCUGGUAUGAGGCUACUGAAUAUAUCUAACUACACCCAGUCAGAACAAAUACUGAAAGAAGUGGGAAACAAAUUGCGCACUUACCCUUUCAACUUCAGAGGGGCCGCCAUCUUGAGCGGUCAAGAGGAGGGGGCGUAUGGCUGGGUUACUGUCAACUACCUUCUAGAAAACUUCAUCAAGUAUGGCUUUGUGGGGCGCUGGCUUAGUUCCGGAAGGAAGACGGUGGGGGCUCUGGAUUUCGGGGGGGCCUCUACUCAGAUCACCUUUGAGACCCCUGAUAACAUGGAGGACGCGAGAAACGAGGUGAAGCUACGGCUUUACGGUGAAGACUAUCACAUCUACACCCAUAGCUUCCUGUGCUAUGGCAGGGACCAGGUUUUACGCAAACUCCUGGCUUACUUGGUCAAGACUCAAGGCUCUGGAGGUCUGAUUUCCAACCCGUGCCACCCUGCAGGACACAACAUCUCCAUCACACUGGGCAGCGUGUUUGACUCCCCAUGCACUGCAGAACACAGACCCACGCCUUACCACCCGCAGAGCUCCCUGACUGUGCAGGGGACUGGGAAUUACCAGCAAUGUCUGAACAACGUGUCUGAGAUGUUCUCCUUCAACAAGUGCUCCUUCUCCAAGUGCUCCUUCGAUGGGAUCUUUCAGCCCAACGUGACUGGCAGCUUUAUGGCGUUCUCUGCUUUCUACUACACGCACUCCUUCCUGGAGCGCUGCACCGGCAUCCAAAUCAAAUCGCCCUCACUUCUGGAGGGAGCCGCCCGCACUGUCUGCAACAUGAGCUUCCAGGAGUUGUCUGAGAAGGUCCCGGAAGAGAAGAAGCGUCUCCAAGACUACUGCACAGUAUCCGUCUUCAUCCAGGUGCUAACUCUUGAAGCCUAUCGCUUCGACGAGGUCUCCUUCCCACGCAUCUCUUUUCAGAAAAAGGCGGGAGACACCUCCAUUGGUUGGGCGCUGGGUUACAUGUUGAGCCUAAGCAGCCUGUUGCCGGGGGAGAGUAUUGGCCUGAGGAAGGCGCUGCUUCCAGGAGCUUGGCUUGGCCUGAUCUUCAUCUUUGUCUUCCUCCUCCUAAUUGUAUUUGUUUAUUUGGUUGUGAUGGUCUGUCAACGGAAGAAGGGCGGGGCCAGUGUUAUUUGAUAGCUUAUUUAGGUCAUUUCGGCAAAUGUUGCCUCCAGUGAGAUGUUUGCACUUAUGGCAUGCACUAGAGUUCCAGCCAUUCCAAAUGUGUAACUUGCCUUAUGCCUUAGUGUGUGUUUUUGUGUGUCUGAGGCAUAAGGCUCUAAGUGUAUUUAUGACCAAAGAAAUCUGAGUGAGAUGCAAAAUGACUUUUAUUUUGAAUUGGUGUCUUGCUUGUCAUUUGUUCUACCUAGUUUGGAAAAUACACUGUGAUGUAUUAUUUCCUUUUGUAAUAUAAAAUUCUGAAUAUGAGUGAAAAACAUAAAUAACAGAAGUGAAUACUGAAUAAUAACUGUCUAGUUAAUAAUUUUUUUUGCACUUUUCAAUAUUUUGCUUGUUUAAUGAAAUGUAUUCUUGCAUCUUGCCAUUACGACUUGAUUGAUGUUGUUACGCUUUUUCAAUUCAUCCAAUGUCAUAACUGUACAAUGCAUUUCUAGGGAUCAUGUGUUCAUUAUUUCAACGAAGGAUUGUUUGUUGUAUCAGAUCAAUGUACUUUUUAUUCUUCAAAUCAAAUAAAGAUCAAUAGGACGUAAAUUGA
This is a messenger RNA of Osmerus eperlanus (European smelt), 2280 nucleotides long. Its product is annotated as ectonucleoside triphosphate diphosphohydrolase 2-like. Gene Ontology annotation, cellular component: plasma membrane. NCBI's taxonomy places the organism in Eukaryota, Metazoa, Chordata, Actinopteri, Osmeriformes, Osmeridae. The record is from RefSeq and is a predicted model, not a curated record. Bases 195 to 1703 code for a protein of 502 amino acids. The transcript has 9 exons. Gene Ontology annotation, molecular function: hydrolase activity.